UCCCUCUUCCAGGCAGUGCUUCAUUCGUGUAGACUGACCAGAGUCCACGAACACAGCCUGCCUUCAGCUCUCUUACACCAAAGGGACACUCUCACACUCCCCACCACUCUCUGUCACUGGCACAGGAGUCAUACCUUCAGCACAAUAAGGCAUUCCAGUUCUCUUGCACAUUCCAGCCUCUCCUCGUUGAGACAUGUCCCUCUACAACUUUGGGUUGGAGCCCCUGUCCUGUCAUGCCUGGAACAAAGACAGAUCGCAAAUUGCUGUCAGUCCCAACAGCAGUGUGGUACACAUUUACCAGAAGAAGGGUAAAGAGUGGACCAAGAUCCAUGAACUGUCUGAACACAGUGGGCGUAUCACAGGUAUUGACUGGGCUCCGGAGUCCAACCGCAUUGUGACGUGUGCUUCGGACAGAAAUGCCUAUGUGUGGUCCCUGAAGGACGGAGCCUGGAAGCCCACUCUGGUGCUGGUCCGAAUCAACCGGGCCGCCACAUGCGUCAAGUGGUCUCCCCUGGAGAACAAGUUUGCCCUGGGGAGUGGGGCCAAGCUUAUCUCUGUGUGUUACUUUGAAAAAGAGAAUGACUGGUGGCUCAGCAAGCACAUUAAGAAACCCAUUAGUUCCACGGUCCUCUGCAUUGACUGGCAUCCCAACAACAUCUUGCUGGCCGCAGGUUCGGCUGACCUCCACUGCAGAGUGUUCUCAGCCUACAUCAAAGACAUUGAGGACAAGCCUGGGCCCACCCCGUGGGGAGCGAAGAUGCCUUUUGGGGAGGUGCUGUUGCAGCAUAAGGACUGUGGAGGCUGGGUGCACAGUGUGUGCUUCUCCCCCUCAGGAGAUAGCCUGGCAUGGGUUAGCCACAACAGCAGCAUUGGUGUGGCCGAUGCCCCACAAGGAAAAGAGGUCACACAAUUGACUACUGACCACCUACCUCUGCAGAGCGUUCUGUAUGUGAAUGAGACUGAGAUUGUGGCCGCGGGUCAUGACUGUUGCCCUUACCAGUUCUCCUACAAGGGACCAGGGGCGCUGGAGUUUGUAAAGAAGCUGGACAUCCCAAAGCAGACCUCCAAGAGCAGCAUGUCAGCAAUGCAGCACUUUCGCAACCUGGACAAGCGAGCGACCACCGAGGAGGAUGAUAGCGAACUGGACACCUUGCACCAGAACAGUAUCACCCAGCUCCGUAUUGUGGAAGGAGAGAAGGCUAAAGUAGAGAAAUUUAGCAGUGUUGGCCUGGAUGGAGCCAUGGUUCUCUGGACUUUCAAGCACUGAGUGAAUGAACUCUGCAUUGGCGAUGAUGUCAUUUCACUGCUCCAAGUCUCCCUCUUUUAUGUGUUGAGCAACCCCAAGUAAUUGCUUAAAAUGAGGGAACUGCUUAUAUUGGUGUUGGUUGGAUGUCAUUCAUUUUUGUACCUUUUUUCAUAAAUGCAGAUUGUUUUAAACAAUAAACUGUCUACACACCA
Sardina pilchardus (European sardine) is the source of this 1458-nucleotide messenger RNA. RefSeq lists its product as uncharacterized. Gene Ontology annotation, molecular function: actin filament binding. The transcript is spliced from 10 exons. Gene Ontology annotation, biological process: Arp2/3 complex-mediated actin nucleation. Gene Ontology annotation, cellular component: actin cytoskeleton; Arp2/3 protein complex. NCBI's taxonomy places the organism in Eukaryota, Metazoa, Chordata, Actinopteri, Clupeiformes, Clupeidae. The record is from RefSeq and is a predicted model, not a curated record. Bases 194 to 1267 code for a protein of 357 amino acids.